Messenger RNA from Punica granatum (pomegranate), 4139 nucleotides. Lineage: Eukaryota; Viridiplantae; Streptophyta; Magnoliopsida; Myrtales; Lythraceae. The record is from RefSeq and is a predicted model, not a curated record.
GAUACCAAGUUAAAAUCGCUUGAAAGAGGCCAUUCUAAUCCUUAUUUUCUCCCUGAAGUUUCAUCUACAUGCCAUGCUUUUCUCACUUAAGCCCCUCCGGUCAAGAAGAGGGACAUAUGCAUAUCCACGCAGGGCUGAGGCACUAGUUCUUGACGAGGAAUUAGUUGCUUGGGAUUAUAUUUUUUAUGAUCAAGAAAAUCAUUUAUCGAAGUGUUCUUCAUUCUCGGUCUAAUAAUUAAGCGCCUGAUCGGAGCAUCGGAGCAGUCUUCUGGAUCCUCCUUCCGGCAGUUCCUCGAUCUGUCGUCUGUCCAUUGGCAAUCGCACGCUUGAUAGAGAACAGUUUAUCGCUCCGCGAGCUCUUUUUGCACGUCUGGCUGAGAGGCUUCAGCACUGCGAAGACGAUCGGCAUCCGUCCAAACGCUUCAUUUCAGUGUGUGUGUUAAUCUCUGCGGAAGAAGAGAGUGACUUGAGUUUCUGACGGUGCCAUCCCUCCUGCGACAGUUGAAGAUAUGGAUGAUAACAAAGGGUCGCCGUACCGGCAGAGGCGGGACAUGGAAGCCGGCGGGAGCCGUUCCGAUGACGUAUAUGAUGAUUCCUCCGACACCUUUUACAUCCCCAGCAAGAACGCUCCGAUAGAGCGGCUCAAGCGAUGGAGGCAAGCGGUAUUGGUUUUGAAUGCCUCUCGUCGAUUCAGAUACACGCUUGACUUAAAGAAAGAGGAAGAGAAGCAGCAGACACUGAGGAAGAUUAGGGCUCAUGCUCAGGCUAUUCGGGCUGCACAUCUUUUUCAAAAUGCCAGAGGACCAACUAAUGGAGCUAUAAUACCACCGAUUCCAAAUGGUGAUUUUGGCAUUAGUCAAGAUCAACUUGUGGUCAUGACAAGAGAUCACAGUUCUGAUGCUUUGGAAGAAUAUGGAGGGGUUGAGGGGCUAUCAAAGCUGUUAAAGACGAACUUAGAUAAAGGUAUACAUGGAGAUGAUGCAGAUUUGCUGGCUAGAAGGAAUGUCUUUGGCUCAAAUACAUAUCCUCGAAGGAAAGGAAGGAGUUUUUGGAUGUUCCUUUGGGAAGCUUGGCAAGAUCUUACUUUGAUCAUAUUGAUCAUAGCUGCAGUGGCAUCUUUGGUACUGGGAAUUAAGACAGAGGGUAUUGAAGAAGGGUGGUAUGAUGGUGGGAGCAUUGCUUUUGCUGUUAUUCUCGUCAUUGUCGUUACAGCUAUAAGUGAUUACAGACAGUCUCUUCAGUUUCAAAACUUGAAUGAAGAGAAGAGAAAUAUCCAUCUUGAGGUCGUUCGAGGCGGUAGACGAGUUGAAGUCUCAAUAUAUGAUCUUGUUGUCGGUGAUGUUGUGCCUCUUAAUAUUGGUGAUCAGGUUCCUGCUGAUGGGGUCUUGAUAUCUGGCCAUUCUCUUGCAGUAGAUGAAUCUAGCAUGACAGGAGAGAGCAACAUUGUCCACAAGGGCUCCAGGGAUCCUUUUCUGAUGUCUGGCUGUAAAGUUGCUGAUGGUAGUGGCACUAUGCUGGUCACAAGUGUUGGGAUUAAUACUGAAUGGGGGAUGCUUAUGGCCAGUAUUUCAGAAGAUACUGGAGAAGAGACGCCGUUGCAGGUUCGCUUGAAUGGUGUUGCUACUUUCGUCGGUAUUGUUGGGCUGACAGUGGCUGUCUUUGUUUUGGCUGUUCUUUUGAUCAGAUAUUUCACUGGACAUACUAAAGAUCCAAAUGGUAUUGUUCAGUUUCGAGCGGGGAAGACUAGCGUUAGUGAUGCAGUAGACGGAGCUAUCAAAAUUGUCACUGUUGCGGUCACAAUCGUAGUUGUUGCAGUGCCUGAAGGGCUGCCUUUGGCUGUUACAUUAACACUUGCGUACUCAAUGAGAAAAAUGAUGGCCGACAAAGCCUUGGUGAGAAGACUCUCUGCCUGUGAGACUAUGGGAUCAGCCACUACCAUAUGCAGUGACAAGACUGGAACCCUGACUCUGAAUCAGAUGACAGUGGUUGAGGCUUAUGCUGGAGGAAAGAAAAUUCACCCUCUAGAUAGUGCUUCUCAUCUACCUUCUACUCUGGUUUCUCUGCUUAUUCAAGGCAUUGCUCAAAAUACAAAUGGCAGUGUAUAUACACCUGAAGGUGGGGAUGAGGUUGAGGUCUCCGGUUCACCGACUGAAAAAGCCAUACUUCAGUGGGCCUGCAAGUUAGGAAUGAACUUUGACGCUGUUCGGUCUGAGUCUUCGAUUAUUCAUGUUUUUCCAUUCAACUCAGAGAAAAAACGUGGUGGAGUUGCUAUAAGGCUGCCUGAUUCACAAGUUCAUAUUCACUGGAAAGGAGCUGCUGAAAUAGUUUUAGCCUCAUGUACCCAGUACAUGGACUCCAAUGAUCAACUGUUAGCGAUGGAUGAGGAAAAGAUGGCGUUUUACAGGAAAGCAAUUGAAGAUAUGGCUUCUGGUAGUUUAAGAUGUGUUGCAAUUGCAUACCGAACAUGUGAUCCGAAAGAUAUCCCUAGUGAUGAAGAGCAGUUGACUAAGUGGGCAUUGCCAGAGGACGAGCUCAUUUUGUUGGCUAUCGUGGGCAUAAAGGAUCCUUGUCGCCCUGGUGUAAAAGUCGCAGUGCAGCUAUGCCAAAAUGCUGGAGUGAAGGUGCGAAUGGUUACUGGUGACAAUCUUCAAACUGCCAGAGCUAUUGCUUUGGAAUGUGGGAUACUUGGUUCAAAUGGAGAUGCUACGGAGCCGGAUCUUAUUGAAGGAAAAUCAUUCCGCGCAUUGUCUGAUGCAGAAAGGGUGCAAAUUGCAGAAAAGAUAUCUGUGAUGGGACGGUCUUCCCCAAAUGACAAGCUUUUGCUUGUUCAAGCGCUGCGAAAGAAGGGACACGUGGUUGCUGUGACCGGAGAUGGAACUAAUGAUGCUCCUGCUUUACAUGAGGCAGAUAUUGGCCUUGCGAUGGGUAUACAAGGCACAGAAGUUGCCAAGGAGAGCUCUGAUAUUAUCAUCUUGGAUGAUAAUUUCGCUUCUGUUGUGAAGGUUGUUAGAUGGGGCCGUUCUGUUUAUGCAAAUAUUCAGAAAUUCAUCCAAUUCCAGUUGACGGUUAAUGUGGCAGCUCUUAUUAUAAAUGUUGUGGCUGCUGUUUCUUCCGGUGAUGUUCCAUUGAAUGCUGUCCAGCUUCUGUGGGUCAAUCUUAUCAUGGACACACUCGGAGCACUGGCAUUGGCCACGGAACCACCGACUGAUCAUUUGAUGCAUAGGUCUCCAGUGGGUAGGAGAGAACCUCUCAUCACGAAUAUCAUGUGGAGAAACUUGCUCAUUCAGGCCGCUUAUCAAGUUACUGUCUUGCUGAUCCUAAAUUUCCGAGGCCGCAGCAUAUUGAACUUGCAACAUGAUGAUAGUGCUCAUGCUAACAAAGUCAAGAAUACUUUGAUCUUCAAUGCAUUUGUCUUCUGCCAGAUCUUCAAUGAAUUCAAUGCGAGGAAACCCGAUGAGUUCAAUGUGUUCAGUGGGAUCACUAAGAAUCACCUCUUUGUGGCCAUUGUUGCUGUGACACUAGUACUUCAGGUGCUCAUCAUUGAGUUCCUUGGGAAGUUCGCUUCGACUGUGAGACUUAACUGGAAGUAUUGGAUAAUAUCAAUUGUCAUUGCUGCCAUCAGUUGGCCCCUUGCCCUCGUUGGAAAGCUCAUACCAGUCCCAGAGACUCCGCUUAGCAAGUACUUCUCUGGACCAUAUCGUCGCUGCACGAGGAUAUUACGGGGUCGUCAGAGAGCUCCAUAAAAGUUAGAUUUAGGUCACGGGCUCGACAAAACAGAUACUGAAGCAACGUUAUGUACAACCCAGGCUUCUGCAAGCUCUUCUAUUUUGGGCUUGACAGAUGGAUCGUUCGUUGCAGGAAUUGGAUUUACAGUAAAUGAUCGUCUUUUGUGGUUGAAAUUCUUGUUGGAUUUCUCUAUUUCCCGUCUUUACUGUGAAUAUUUUUCUGCUUUAAAGGGUUUCUAACAAGGGAAAAUGUGGUCACUGUUUCUAAAGAUCACGUUUGUGCUGCUAACCUGAUACUUGCAAGUUUGAUGGUUUUUUAUGAAAACGAUUGUACAUUGUUUAAUGCAGUUUUUGUGAAAACGAUUGUACAUGGUUUAAUGCAGAAAUUGGGAUACUAUGGUGUCUUUUGUUCUA